This is a messenger RNA of Styela clava, 1864 nucleotides long. NCBI's taxonomy places the organism in Eukaryota, Metazoa, Chordata, Ascidiacea, Stolidobranchia, Styelidae. The record is from RefSeq and is a predicted model, not a curated record.
CAACGUAAUCUAUAACAACCGCCUAUUUGACAUCACAAAAACGGUUUUUCCUCUGUAUUUGCACCACGAACAAACAUUUUGUUCAAAUAAAACUGACCACUUCGCAUACACAAAAGCAAAUAAAUGUGAGAGUCAACAAUUGCUUGCGAAUAGUAUGUCAAUUGUGCAUAAAAUGAAAUAAAACUUUAUAGCAUUUGUACAACACAACUCAGUCUCAUACCCAAGAUAAGAAUAUACGCUAUGGGCUCUUUUGUUGAUCAGCUUGAAGGUCGUGGAAGCAGAAACAAUGCUUCAAAUCUGUACAUUGACACCACAUUUAAACGGGAUGGUGAUACUUGCUCUGGUUGUGUCGUAAAUUACUGUUACUCUAAUGACGACAAUUUUCGGGCAAAUUCGAUUACGAAAGUGUGACGAAAUUGAAGUUGUUGGACAUGUGCAUCAACGAAACCCUCAGACUCUACAUGCCGAUUCUAAAGAAUACCCGAUAUUGUGAAAAAGAAAUCACUAUCAACGGUUUAACAAUUCCAGAAGGAAUGAUGAUAUGUAUUCCAUCAUAUGGACUGGCACACGAUCCUGAAUAUUGGGAUGAGCCUUAUGAAUUUAAACCCGAAAGGAUGCGGGACAUGAGCCAAAUUGACCCAAUGGUUUAUCAGCCGUUUGGGGCAGGACCACGUAAUUGUAUUGGAAUGAGAUUUGCGUUGAUGGAAGUUAAGAUGUCUCUAGCAAAACUUGUGCAUAUAUUCACAUUCAAGCCUGCUGAGGACACACCGAAACCUCCUCUGAAGAUGAUGUUUGAAUUUUCUGUGCGUCCCAAAGUUGAUUUUGACUUGGUUGCAGUACCUCGUCACACUGUUGCGACUUGAUUCCAGAGAAUUUAUGGUUGGUGCCCCCGACAAGAGUCCUCUUUGUGUAUACAUGUCAACUACUUUCUCAUCAUUUUUAAAUGCUAACAAAACAUGUUGUGUAUUUUAUUUUCCUAUAUGCAACUUUACUCACACUAUGACGUAUUCAGAAUAUAUAUUAUAUAUACUAAUUUGCAAGGUGUAAAUAACUCUGUUGCAAAUUUCAUGGCCGUCAGAUUGCAUUUUUGUCUAUGAAACAAUUAGCCCGAGAGUCUUCCACUUCAUAGUUUACCGGCACGUUUUGUAUUGUCUCGAAGACAGCUGCCUCUCUUCCGUGGCCAGGCGCAGGCCUUUCACGCCAGAGGAUGGUGUCAGCGAAAGAUAUAUAACCUUCGGGAAAGGAUUUACAUAUUUCUCCCAGGUGGAGAGGAAAGCCGCUAGGGUAGCUGCUUAAUCACAUGGCAAACCACGGCCUCUCGUCCGCUUACCAGUCCAUGUCGGGUAUAGGAUUAGUUAGCCAGUUAUUUGUUUCAGACUCCAGCCCCAGAAAAUCUUUUAUUUUUUGUGCCUAAAAUCGGGACUAUGGAAAGUAAAAGAUGUUUAAGUUAAGAAAGAAAAUUUUUAACAUAGAAUCUACUCUAACAAACUGGAAAUACAAAUGUGUGAAAGAGGAAGAGUUAUCUCUAAAAGUUUUAUACAAAGUUGAUUUUUACCAUUUUUCGAGCAGCCGAUAAGAUAAGCUAUGCUCAAACAUGUGGACACGGAGGGUAAAACUAACCUACUAGCAUCUGUGUUAGGUGCCGUGACGGUACAGUCCUAGCUUUUCCAGGUUAUGUGACUCACGGAAACAUUUGAGGUAAUAGGCUUCUAGCGCAAAAUCCACAUCCACAUUUUAACAAACAUACCAGCAAUCGUAUGAUGGAUCGCGGUCCAAGUUCUUAUCGGGAAAUGCCAAUUUUAAAAUCUGGUAUUUUCAGACUAGACAUAGGAUUAUAUUUUAUACAUAUUUAUCCCGGGGGAGA